Messenger RNA from Aspergillus steynii IBT 23096, 1069 nucleotides. Its product is annotated as EI24 domain-containing protein. The transcript is spliced from 2 exons. Lineage: Eukaryota; Fungi; Ascomycota; Eurotiomycetes; Eurotiales; Aspergillaceae. Bases 30 to 839 code for a protein of 269 amino acids. Gene Ontology annotation, cellular component: ascospore wall; lipid droplet; prospore membrane. The record is from RefSeq and is a predicted model, not a curated record.
GCUGCAUCUCUCCGCGGCCUCCACCCACCAUGGCCACCCAACUCCGGAACUUCAUCCUCGCAGAGAUCCAGAAAUUCCGGUCCACCGCCAAAGAUGUCGUCACGUCGCGCACCUGGUGGUACCCCAUCCAGGGCCUGCUCUACCUAUCCACGCACGAACCCCUCCGGCGCCCGUUCCUCUCGCGCCUCGGCCAAACCGUCACCCUAGGCGUCGGCAUCACCUCCGGCAUGUUCUUCUUCACCUACCUGCCGCAGACGGCCCUGCUGGCACUCACCAACGGCCCCUGGGCCCCUAUCUCCGCCGCCUUCCUCGUCGUCUCCGAGUCCGCCUCCCUCACGACCCUCGUCGCGCGCUGCUUCUCCCUCCGUGACUCCCUCACUGAUACCUUUGACGCGACACUCCUCGCUAAAAACGCUGAUUCGCUGGUCGCGGAGGGCCGCAACAUCCAGCCUCCGUCGCGUGGCCACGAUGUCGUCGCGCGCCUGGGCAACCUGGUGAAGCAGCCGGUUGAGAGUCUCAGGCCCGAGGCGGCGCUGAGGGCCGCGCUGCUGCUGCCGUUGAAUCUGGUCCCGGUCGUCGGCACGGCGGUGUAUGUUUGGUUGCAGGGGCAGAGCGCAGGCCCGAGGGCCCAUGCGCGCUAUUUUCAGCUGAAGGGGUGGGAUGAGAAGAGGGCGAAGGAGUGGGUGCGUGGCCAUCGCCCGGGGUAUACGGGGUUUGGUGUCGCCGCUGUGGCGCUCGAGAUGGUGCCGUUCUUGUCGUUGGCGUUUGCGUUUAGUAAUACCGUUGGGGCGGCGCUUUGGGCGGCGGAUUUGGAGAGCGAGGAGAGGUCGGAUUCGUGAUAUGGGUGUAGUUGGUUUAGAAGGGAAGGGUUAGAUGGAUGGGUGUAAGAUUGUUGUAUGAUGUGGAUGUGGAUGUUGAUGCUGACUGCUAAUUUACUAACCUUCAGCUGUAUUUUUACUAAUUGAGGCUUUUGUGCUGCUCUGUACCAGAUUGUUCAGCCCCCUGAUGGUUGACACUCGGACAUGUCAUGAUUAAAUAUGAUAGCUAAGUCUAUAUGCAUGAAGUGGUU